Molecule: messenger RNA, 840 nt
Organism: Ctenocephalides felis (cat flea)
Lineage: Eukaryota; Metazoa; Arthropoda; Insecta; Siphonaptera; Pulicidae
Product: DNA helicase MCM8-like
Exons: 6
Coding region: 1-840 (279 amino acids)
Cellular component (GO): nucleus; MCM complex
Molecular function (GO): single-stranded DNA helicase activity; ATP binding; single-stranded DNA binding
Source: RefSeq, a predicted model, not a curated record
AUGUUUGAUGAAUUUAAUUUAGACAGUGAAGGUAUUUAUACUCAUAUAAUUGUAUCCCCUACCCCGAAGGGUCCCAGGUUAAAUAAAAGCCCUGGUCAAAUCUUGACCAGUGCAAUGGAUACACUUCUGACGGAGCACGUAUUUUCAAUGCAUCUGACUAAAGAGGAACGAAAAUCUAGAAAUAGCAGAAUUUUUGAGACUCCAAUGAGUCAAAAUGAACGUCCACAGCCACGAUGUCUUGAGGAAAGAUUAAGAUUGAGACACGGAGAAAGAUUUGAUCCUUUGCCGACAGUUCUUAUGAGGAAGUAUAUAAGCUAUGCUAGAAAGAAUGUGCAGCCUAAAUUGACAAAAGAGGCUGCUGAGGAAAUAAAAAGAUUCUAUUUGGGUCUGAGACAAGUUCCUCAGGGUGCUGAUAGUAUGCCAGUUACACCCAGGCAACUUGAAGCUCUCAUUCGGCUAACACAAGCAAGAGCAAGAGUGGAUCUAUCGCCUGAAGCAAAGGUAGAACAUGCAAGAGAUGUUAUCGAGUUAACAAAAAUUUGUCAUUCUGAUUUAUUCUGCGAUGGUAUUGGAACUUUUGAUGUCAACAGAGGGAGAAUACCUUUGAGCAACAUGAGCCAAAAUUCAAAGAUCAAACGGUUUUUAUCUUUAAUUCAAAAAAGAUCAGAAGUGACAAUGAAGACAAUUUUCACUCUGAAUGAAUUGAAAGAGACGGCUAGCAAUGGUGGUCUGGUGCAUCACGGAUUUGGGUCAGAUUUUAGAGAAAUGAUAGACAAACUGAACGAACAGGGUUGCCUUUUGAAGAAAGGACCGAAACUUUAUCAACUGCUGGUUGUUUGA